AUGCAGGACCCGUCGACGGCCGCUCAGGUAGUGGAGUCUUCUUCUUCAUCGAUCGAUACACCCACUGCUAUGGACGCGCCGACCCAGACGCAACCGCAACCCGUUUCUGCAGCUUCUCCGCGAGGAGCGGCUAUGGACGGUGCGGCAAGCGAUAGCAGCUCACCUGCCGCAAGCCCUGCAUACGCUAGUCUCAGCCUUGCCAUGGCCGGGCACGUCUUGGGCGCUGUUGGAUCUUCCUCUACCGCCACCAACGCCGCUCCUUCCAUCGAUACCAGUGGCAUAGCAUCUCCUGUCCACCUGUACAGCUCUCCCGCACUGCCAUCCGACUCCAAAGAGCUCGCUCAUCCCGUCCUAAUCUCGCCCGGUCACGAUGCAAACAUCCACAAAGCUGCAGCCAGCGACACAUCGCCCGCCCAUCUCAGCGUGGUGGAUCCUUCAAGCCACUCUGCCUCCGUCUCUCCUUCCGCCAUCUCGGGUUCCUCCACACCCGCGCGUUCCGCCGUUAACGAACUUCAUCUCUACGCCCAACAAAUCCAGCAGCAGCUUCUGCAUCAGCACAUGCAUCAGCAGCUAGCAGCUGGCGCAGCCAAUUCAUCCUCUGGACUGCCAUCUUCCCAUCCGCCACCACAUAGCCAGGUCACUUCCGCCAAUGCCAGCACCUUCAACUCGCCGCCGGACUCGGGUCGCACUUCGCCCAAUCCCUACGGCUCGGUCCGCUCUCAGCGUACACCCCAUGUGCUCGAGACGCACCGUCUCGAUAUCCAGACACACACCAGCGGUCGCCGUAUGGUCAAUCAGUACCUCAUCGAGGGCGAACUGGGUCGCGGUGUGCACGGGAAAGUUCGCCUCGCUCGAGAUCUCGAGACGGGCGAGCGCGUCGCUGUCAAGAUUGUUGAGCGAGAGGCUCGCAAGCGUCUCGGUGCCGGGCUGGGCUUGCUCAAUCGCAACAAUCGCGCCAAGGAUCCGUUCCGUCUAUCUGAAGCGCAACUCGGCCCAUUGCCAUCGUCCAGCAAUGCGCUCGCUACAGAGCCCAUAGAAGCAAAAGCGUCGGGACCGAUACGACGCGGCUCGGACUCACCGCAAGACGAUGCUAGCGGCUCCGCCUCCACCACCGUCAAAGGCGUCCCGAUCACAGCUUCGACGCAGUUCGCGCCCUUACCCACCGUUCCGCGCUCGCCUUCUGCCUCUGCUCUCAGCCUCGCACGCUGGGGUCCGUCCGAAAAGGACGCCGAGCGUCGCCGCGAAAAGGACCGCGAGAAAGCCCGAAAGGCGCUCCUCUGGACGACAGAUCAAAAGGUUCGCCGUGAGAUCGCCAUUAUGAAAAAGUGCAGUCACGAUAACGUUGUACAGCUGAAAGAGGUCAUCGACGACCCGCAGAGCAAAAAGAUCUUCAUGGUGUUGGAACAUAUGGAGGGCGGCGAAGUCGUCUGGAAGGACGACCUAGGGCAGCCGACCCUCACCGUAGACGAGGCGCGCAGCGUGCUUCGCGACGUCGUCUGUGGUCUUGAGUAUCUCCAUUACCAGGGCAUUAUCCAUCGCGACAUCAAGCCAGCCAACCUGUUGUGGGACGAGCAUCACCGCGUCAAGAUCUCGGACUUUGGCGUCUCUCAUUUCAGCUAUGCCAUGAUGAUUGCCAACGACCACGCCGCUGCCGCCGCCCCUGGCUCAACAUCCUCAUCACCGGGUAGGGUUGGCGCUCAGGCGGAAUCCACAAACGAUUCGAGCCUCGCUGACGACCGCGAGCUAGCCAAGACUGCCGGCAGCCCCGCCUUCUUCGCCCCCGAGCUUUGCAUGUCUUCCUUUCCCUCAGCUUCUCCCUCUAUCAACCCAGACAAGAGCUCCCAUGCAGCUUCGCUUGCCGACUUUGCCAACGGAAAGGUUUCUACCCCACGUGCACGACCCAAAGUGACAAAGGCUAUCGAUGUCUGGGCUCUCGGUGUCACGCUCUACUGCCUCCUAUUCGGUACGACGCCCUUCACAGCAGAGUCAGAAUAUGCUUUGUUCGCCGUGAUCCCUAGCACCGACUAUUCCAUCCCCAAGUUCAUGGGGGCAGACCGCGUCCGCGUUGGGCCGAGGAAGCCCAGAUGGCAGUCACGAUCGCAAUGGAUCGACGAGGAGGCGGACGCCCAGCCAGCCACCCCUUCCGAGCUUUGUCCUGACGCCGAUCUGGCAAGUCUCAGCGAGGAUGCUCAGCAGUUGCGCGAUCUGUUGGAUCGCUUGCUCGAGAAGGAUCCAGCCAAGCGCAUCACGCUGGAAGACGUCAAGAAGCACCCAUGGGUCACACGUGGUCUGCAAGAUGCACCGGCUUGGCUAUCGGAGACCGAUCCUCAACACAUGCCCUUUGUCGAGAUCUCACACGCCGAUGUGGAAGAUGCCUUGACCGGCUUCUCCAAACUCAAGCAGCGUGUUAAAAGGUGGCAGUCCAAGCUGCUCGAUUCGUUCGGCGGCGGUCGAAGACGCAGCAAAUCCGUCAACCAUUCGUCUGCAGCUUCUUCCUACCAUGGCGAUGCGCAGACCGACUCGGGCACCAGUUCACCCCGACCAAAUCGCCUUGGCGCAGUAGAGAACGCUGCUUCCAUGCCGGUUACGCCUUUCGACUCGUCCAGUCCGUCGGAUCCGUCCACCUCUUCAAUUCGGACACCGCGCACCCCUCUCAAAGCUCCCAUGUUCUUUUCGCGGCAAAAGGGUGUCUCGUCCGUAGGUCGGCGCGAGGGCACUGCCGCAGUGCGUGGCCUCGCCGCAGCCAAUCGCAUCGACGAGUCAGACACGGUAUCCUCUCAACGGCCUAACGCAAUGCAAGCGCUCUCUCCACUCCAAACCUCUCCUCUCGGCUUUCAAGAGAGUAAGGCGGAGGUGCAAAACUCAGCCGCCAAGCUGUCGCCCAUGUUGCCACCUCCUGUGAUUGUCGAUGAUGCGGUUGACGGCACCAUGAAACCGCCAGAGCUGGUAUCACUCCGUAGGGCUUCGGCUCAUUCUACAAGCAGUGCUGCCGGACUUAGGCCCGGAGCAGGUCCCGAAAUCCCGCAGCGCACGUCGUCCGACACACACGGUGCAGCACGUCGCGAGGUUGGGACGGCGUCACCUUCGCUCAACAACUCGUCGCCACAGAUGCCUCAGAUGCACCGUAUGACGAGCCGUCAAGGCUCAAGCACCCACGAUUCACAUCCCCAAUGUGCCGCUUCACCAAGAAGAUCGGUGGACUCAGAAGGCAGGUCUUCAACAUUGAGCAUCUCGCAAGCCUCGCGCGUCUCUGGUCGCCACCGUCUCGGCGACUUUCUCCGUGGCAGUUGGCUCAUGACUGGAGGCGAUGAACACAAUCGCAGUUUAUCCAGGCCAAGCACGCGAGGUUCCAGGGAUGCGCCGCCAUUCUCUUCAAGCUUUCAGAAUGCAAGCAUGUCCAAACGAAGCAUCAGCAGUGGUAGUACCAGGAGCAGCGUCAGAGCAGCAGCAGAAGGUGGAGGCCCACUCUCUGUCGACACUCGAAGUGCGAUCGAGCAGACAGGCGCUCGAGCCGAAUUCGGUACACCAACGAGUGCGCCUGUCCUCGGCAGCAACAGCAGCGGCGGCCGCAACGAUGCUCCAAGUCUGUCCACAGAGCUACUCGCCGAGCCAGUGGAAAGCGACAGCAUUGCUCGGACUGCAUUCGGCGCUCUCAGUCAGCCCUCUUCGCCUGUGGCGCCGUCGAUGGCCGGCCAGCCAUUUGCUUUCGAUCGACUCGGCCGUCGUCGUCAUUUCGAAGCGCCACUUGAGGAUCUGGAAUCCGAGCACGAUGAUGUCGAUCUCGAGCUCGAGCUGUCGGAUGACGAUCUUUCUGACGACCUCCAUAUCGAUGGCGGCAACGUUCGCGGCCCGAUGCUCGUCAAUUCUGGUCACGGCUGGAUGGUGCGCGAUGGUGCAAGCGAUGACGGUGACGUAGAAGGCGCAUCUUUCCUCCCGGAGGCCUAUGUCCGCAAAGGGUCGAGCGGGAGCAACAAUUCCAACGACAUUCUCACGCCGUCUGUAGAAGGCGGCUACAAUGUCUUCAAGCCGCCCUACCAGCACAUAUUGUCGCCGUCCGAGUCCUUGUCGGAUCGCCGUUUCGCAGGGCUAGAGGCUCAAGGCGACCACUCGUCACCCAGGGUGCGGGGCAACUUGGGCGGUUCCGCCAAUGCUGGCGUCGCUAGCGGCUGCCAGACGUUUUCGAUGGAUGCCACGCUCUCCACCGAAGCCGAUGCGCUGCGAAAGGCCGAACUCCCCGAGCUGAACACGGACAACCUUGUGGUCACGAGCGCUGUGGCUGAGGAAGCGUCGGGGAACGAAGCAACGCCAAUCAGCUCAGGCAACGUAUCGCGUUCCGAUUUGGAUCGGCAGCGUGGCACGGACGAGUCGUCACGAGCUCCAUCAGGUGCACGUACACAGGAGACACAUUCGGAUGUCGAGGCUGCGCAUCUGGAAGAGAAUGGAUACAGCGCGACAGGAAAGCCGAUCGGGAGUGCUAUGCCGCCCGCACUUCCCGCGACGGAAGAGUCGCAAUUUGCGGACGCCGAAGAAGACUCGGCUCCGCGCGAAGGAGCUGAUGCGAUUACUGCUAAGCAAAGCAACGCAAGCCUCGCGCCGGCUUCAGCCGCCUUGGCCGAAGACGAUGACGAUGACAGCGACGACCAGUGCGUUAGUUUUCAAGCUCGACGCAAGCGUUCAACGCGCUUCCGUACCACACCAGCCUCAGCUGCUUGA
Molecule: messenger RNA, 4713 nt
Organism: Sporisorium graminicola
Lineage: Eukaryota; Fungi; Basidiomycota; Ustilaginomycetes; Ustilaginales; Ustilaginaceae
Exons: 1
Coding region: 1-4713 (1570 amino acids)
Biological process (GO): protein phosphorylation; intracellular signal transduction
Cellular component (GO): cytoplasm
Molecular function (GO): ATP binding; protein serine/threonine kinase activity
Source: RefSeq, a predicted model, not a curated record